Messenger RNA from Symbiodinium pilosum, 2199 nucleotides. NCBI's taxonomy places the organism in Eukaryota, Dinophyceae, Suessiales, Symbiodiniaceae. The record is from the annotation of a GenBank genome assembly.
AUGGACAUGGUCCUUCCGGCAGCCGACCCUUCCGAAUUCGAGAAGCUGCUGCCAAGGCCUUAUACCAGCGGGGCAGUGUCUGCCUUUUCUGCGGAAGCAAUGUUUAGCACAGAGAAUUCCAUUUACAGCACGCGGCCUUCGACCAGUGCAUGUUCUCUCGGUGCACAGACUCGGGCUAGCUCCAGAAGUCUUCGUCCUAGGCCUUGGUGUCAGACCAGCCGAAGACGAAAUGAAGGGUCUAGAAGUAACCACGGGGGUUUAUCCUCAAGAAGUCUGGGCGGUUCGCAGACACCGCUGCAAAGAGAUCGGCGGGGAUAUGAGACGUUCGAGCAGCUGCUCCAGCCUGGAUGGCGCACACCUGCCGAGCUGCAAGAGAUCCUGGCCCCCAAGCAGGUCAACGAGAAUUCGAGGCGAGACUCGGAAGAUGACGAUGCGGAUGCGCGCGGAAGGUUGCCCUACGGGAAGAACAUAACUUUCCUGGAUGAAAAGCGCGGCGCCGUGGUUCUUGGAGUAGGGAAGACCAUUUGGGGAGCGCAAAAACAGAUGGAGGCUGAUGCAAAGGAGAAGCCUUUGUAUCAGCAAAAGCGGAAUGCCCUCAAACAAGCGCAGACCCACAGCCCUUUCGCGAUGCGGGGGGAGCUGGAGCCUCCUCCAGAUGAGAGCUCCUCCGCAACUUCAUCUGAUGAUGAAGAAGGAUCUUCUUCCUCUGACAGCGUCGACCCAAUGCUGGAAAGCGACAUCGGUGACCUGCUACCUCAAAAGACAGCCGGCUGGGCAAACACUUUCACGGGAGCAAAGGAGAAAUCGAUGUCAAGAAGAGGAGGCCUGGAUCAGGAAAUGAUUGCCAUGGCGGAGUUUGCGGUGGCAGCCCAGCAGGCAGCCAUGCGAGAAGCCCAAGAAGCUCAACUUCCGGUGGAGGUGCUUCCCGGAGUGUACUUCGGACAUUUGGAAAGCCCGCGGUCUACGCUGUUGCCAAGGACUCCGAAGGUCGGUCGCCUGCAGAAGCUCGAGCACAGCAAGCUUCAGCAAGACAAUGUACAUCAGAGGAAGCUCCUGUCUUUGCCUCAUCAGGACCGCGACUACGAGUAUUUCAGGAUGGACUUCAUGCCCAAAAUGGAGGAGCCCAAGACAUCUGCCACGGGGACGGGCAGGCGGAAGAUGGCCUCAACUUGGGACGCAGGCAAGGAGCCGCAGCAGAAGGGGCCGCUGAGCGCUGAGGAGGAGGAGCGCAUCAAGGAGGAGAAGGCACAGUAUGAUGACUGGCGCAGGCAAGUCCUACUGUGCGCGCGCCACCUGAACACCCACAUCAACCGUUUUGAAACGUUUCUUUCGGUGGCUGUGGACUGCACAUUCCAGCCGCUUGGCACCUGCUACAGUAGUGAUCAUCACCCGCCGGUCACAGCCACCACGCUGGCGAGCACCAGCAAUUCACAUCGGUUCUGCCCCUUUGCGCAGCGAGCUUGGAUAGCUUUGGAAGAAAAGGGUGUGGCGUACCAGUACGUCGCCAUUGAACCGUACCAGGAGGAUGCUAGUAAGCCUGGGGGAUACUCGAAAAAUCCGCUUCCACUGGACGGGAAGAAAAGACGCUAUCCAGACUUCAUGGCAUCGAGUCCGAAGGGGCUGCUGCCUGCAAUUGAGUACGCCCAAGCAGAUGGUUCGGUGCACCGAGUCCACGAGUCUAUGGUUUGCGUCGAAUAUGUCGACGAGGCAUUACCGGGGCCUUCAUUGAUGCCGAGCCUGUCGCGCCCUGAAGCUCGUGCUCGCGUUCGCAUUUGGUGCGCGUAUGUUGGUGAGAAGAUUAUUCCUCAUUUCUAUCGGCUACUGAUGCGCGAGACUGGAGAUGAGCGCCAAGCCGAAAAGAAGAACCUGUUAGAUGGCUUACUCGUCUUUGCCCAAGCAAUGGAUCCCGUUGCUGAUGGAAGAGGGUUUUUCCUUGGCGAGGAGUUCACCAUGGUGGAUGUUGCCCUCUGCCCUUGGUGGACGCGAUUCCGCAGCAUUGCUGGCACUUACCGGGGGUUUGAGGUUCCUCGCGGUGGCGACUGGGACCGUCUGCAUGCUUGGGGCAAUUCGUGCGAGAAGCGGCCAUCAGUAGCUAGAACCAUUUUGGACCAGAACCGUCUCAUUGCAAACUACACCGGCUAUGCAGAUGCUUCUGCAACGUCUACUGUUGCACAAACGCUGGCUGCAAAGGCGAAGUGA